Molecule: messenger RNA, 691 nt
Organism: Heterobilharzia americana
Lineage: Eukaryota; Metazoa; Platyhelminthes; Trematoda; Strigeidida; Schistosomatidae
Source: the annotation of a GenBank genome assembly
AUGCGUCGGCAACUGGAUGGAUUCACCAGUCCUUGCAUCUCAGAUCGCGAAUAUGUAAAGCUUCAGUAUGGUCGGAAAAUCGCUCAGGAUACUUGUCUUUUAGCUAAUGUGAAAACUCCUGACUGGUCACAGGCAUCCCCUGCAUUCAUCGGUAAACAUAACGUCGUGCCAUGUACGGUGACUACCAAUUCGGGUAAUUCAAGUCUAAAAAUGUAUCCUUAUUCUGUUUACUCAUGUGCAUGUCAAUCGGAUCCCAGUCAGUGUCAUAAAUAUAGAUCGAACUACCUAAGGCAUCGCUGUCUUUCGGGUCCAACUGUCGCAUGCUUCUUCCAGCUGCCACACAUGAAACUGUUGCUCUUUCUCGCACUGCUGGUCAGCCAUCAGUCUUUGAAAACUGUUGUCGGGUGGUGACGGAUCAGUCUAUUCCAUUAUCUCACAUAAUAAUUUCGGAUCCUUCAGGCUCCAAACUAGCAUCGGACGUACCACACCUGAAUAUCUGCCACCAACCAUUCUCUUGUUCUUCAACAAAAUCCUUUUCUUGAGCCCUAUUAUGUGUCUAACAAUGACUUUCGCUUGGCUCGUGCAUCACGUUUCGCUCUUAGCUAGAAUAAUUCCAAAUACAAUAUAUGUAGUUUUAGUAAGUCCACUGCAUUUCUCAAAUCGAUUAUGCGCGUGACUUCCUUAUCUAAUG